CAUCCAUCAAGAAAAGAUACUGCCGUCUGCAUGCCAGUGAAGAAACGAGUGAGCAACCACAAUAAACAACAAAGAGACGAUGCUGCUUCCACAAUCAUAACAUAAUCAAGCUAGACUAGUCUAAGAUGGGGGACGCAGUGACAACCACUCUGUUGCUGAGUGACUGGGAACGCUAUGGGCUCUCGGAACGUGUGUGUUAUCAUUUUGAUCUGACGGAAGCUCUGGCUUCUUCCUCCCAACAACAAGCACCACCCCAUGGAGCUCCACCUUCUACUGGUAGUGAUCCAGAAGGAGGCAAUGCCAGUGUGGACAGCACUACCGGUACUCAGGAUCGCCCCACCACCAGUCCACCUGCAUCUAACCCCAAUGAUACACCCAAUGAUACCAGUGCUGCCGAUGAAGCUGCCGUCGCCACAUCGUUUCAAGAACAAGUCUGUGGUGUGGCGGGGAUUCUGGAAUGCGUGCCCUUUACCCCCCUCAAUCGACUCACCAAACGACAAAAGCGAGCCCUGCGGAACGAAAUUCGAGACUUUAAUCUGGAGUGUCUUCGCAUCAAGGAUGACAAGAAAAAGAAAAUUGCCUGUCAUGAACCACGGCGAUUGCCACUCCGUCUCAAUCCAGCCUCCCGACUCUUUUUCGCCUAUGAAAAGACACGCAUCUGCUUUUGUCUCGAUGCAUCGCCCAGUCUCACAUCCACCUUUGGAGGGAACAUUAUGGAUGAUACCACUGUUGUCUGUCCCAUGGAUCGAGUGGCAUCCAUGGCUCGCACAUUCUUUACUUCACUGGUGGAACCCAUUGAAGCACCCUCCAUUCCCAUUGCCAAAGUGUGGAGACCCGAAAUUGCCGUUUCUGUCAUUGCCGUAUAUCCACGCGGAAUGGGUCUGCCCACCACCAGUUUGUUGGUACGAGAUUACCGGGUCUAUGACAAACAAUCGGCAGAGACAUUGGUACAUCACUUGGAAGAAUGGGCACUGCAAGAAGUGGAAUCCGAAAUUGCGAGACGACUGUCGCAAAAGCAAAAUCCAGCAUCCAACAGUAGUCUACUGGCAGGAUACGAUGCCUGGAGUAUUCAAUUGCAUUCGUCAUCCUUGCGGGAUAUUCUCGAUGUGGGAGAUGUCUCGCUCAGCAUUCUCUCGUCGGCUGCCAAACCCUGCAUUGUUGUGGCAACCGAUGGGAGAUCUGUCUCAUGCGAUGGUGUCAUUGACAUUUUGACGGAUGCCAAUCGAUCCGAUGUCCCGCUGGUGGUUCUGGAUCUUUCCAGUCCACAGUCCCAUUCACAGCAUCAUCACGCGGAGAAUAAUAACCAAGCAGCAGGAGAAGCUCCACAACGAUCGUACUAUGAUCUGCUUAGUUUGAUUCAUUACGAUCCAGGUGGACCCUCCACAUUUCCUCUGCACUUGUCCGAUGACACGGAGGCAUUGCAUGGGAUUUGCCGGGCAACUGGCGGUUGUUUCUUUGAUGCCGAAUUGCUGCAACAGGCCGCUGUGACCAAAGCAGGACAAAUAGAGGAAUCGCCCUUUCACGCCGAUCAUUACUUUUCAUUCAAGCGACGAUCCGUCAAGCCCAAUGCCGUGCAAUGGUACCUCUUGUUCUCCCUCUCACCGCUCUCACCCACGUUUAGUUCCUCCUGGGGUAAGAUUAUACCACCAAGGUACUUGCGACAACGACCACAAUCAAACAACAACAAUUUCAUCACGUCUCCGGACACCAUCAUGACAACCGAACGACGGCCCUGGGAAAACAAUCAUCGACAAUCACCUACUAGCGAUAUUCGACGAGUCGAUGUAGUGCAACAACAACGCAGCAAUAAGGCACUCUCUCGGACCACGUUUUCCACAUACAUUGUCUCACCCAUCCGCAUCAAAGGGCUCGUCAUGAUGAGAGUCAAGGAAGGCUAUCGAGCCAAACAGUACGGACAGAGUACACAAGAUACUGACAAGGUGGGGAUACAAUUCAAUCUACCUCUGGAGUUGGGGACUGUCUUGCACUAUGAGCUAUCGUACAAGGCGUUGCCCAAUCAAAGUCACAUGGUGGGUGUGGCCCAUAUCAAGAUUGAACUCUCGGGUGAGCCAGGGUUUAUCCAGUCAGUCAAGAACGAUUUCCUACGACAGACACAUGUCGGUGGACGACCCGUCGUGACCAUGGCGCAACAGAUUUCGGCGCGACUGUGCAAAAUUUUAUUGUGGAUUCGGCGGGAAGAUUGCUUGCAGUCGUAUCUGUGUCCGCUGGUGUGGUCCGAUCAGCUUGCGAGUCCCGAAACACCGUUUGUCCGGCGCUUGAGAACGUUGACUGGGUUGCAGCGACGAAAGCACUUUCGAUUCGAUCAAUUCGAUGUCGUUUGCACCGGCCGCAUGCCAUAUGCUCUUGAUGAUGGGUUCCUCAGCGAAUUUCUGGGGUCAGAUAACGGAGAACAGGAGCUGAUUGAUUUCAUGGAAGAAUGGUCGGCACAGACAAUCAAACCGGGAUGUCGAUACAUUAAGCAGACGGAUGGUUCUGGCAGCAAAGCUCUGGCCAAUUAUUGUGUUGUCGAACUGUCACAAUCACAGGCUGCUUCACGGGUGUUUACAAUUUCAUGUGAAUUCUUUGGGAGCACUGGGGCUCCGGAUCGGCUGGAGCUGAUAGCUGGCUUGAAGGAUGAAUUGUCCAAUUUACGGGAUGUUGAAGUGUUAUCCAAGCAAAUGGCGGACUACCUCGUAGGAGUAAGGAAGCAACAAGACUGGGACCCGCAUCUUCGCUGGAAACGAAGCUUGCUUGAAGAUCAGCAUCAUCACGCUUCGUGGGAUCUUGUGAAAGACCCAGAGCUUCUCCCGCUCCUUAUGAAGCGAAGAACUGAAAUUGGCAUGUUCAUCUUGCUGGAUUCUAGGGAUGAUUAUGCACUCUUUGCCAAGUUGGUGCCAAGCUACAAGCAAACUGGUGAAGAGGAUUUGAUCCAAUACCAGAUUGCAAUCCUGGCAGAUUGUGUAGUGAUUGAAAUUUACAUGGAGAGUACAUGUGGUGACUUCGUUCCAUUCCGUACAACGGUGGAGAGGCAAGACCAGCCAAUGACUCAGUUUCACAAGUUUGUCAAAACGCUGAAACGUCGCGAUCAGGAGUGCGGGCGGGCGCUGAGAUGCAGAACGGUUCUACUAAAAGCAUUCGAAAGUGAUGAUGGUGGCUACAACGAUGAAGAAGCCGAAGUUUCUUGUGUUCAGCGGCUGCUUCCGUACGCAAACAAAGUGACCAGAAGACUGCGUUUCUUCCAUCCAGGGACAGGCUGCGCCAACGACGCAUUGCAGAGUCUUUCGGGUGGCCUCCUACUAACUAACAUGUUCGGAGUGCAAGCAGCACCGCUUCCAAUUAAUCCCAAGGAAAACCUGGGUGGUCUUGGCAGCGGUUCCUGGUUCAUCAUUCGUUUCGAUCGACACACCAUGAGCAUCGUCCAUCAAUCCCGUAUUGACCAGCAAGAGAUUGGCACGGAAGAGCAAGGGUGUUAUACGUACAGAGAACUCACCUACUUCACAAUCGGGAUCAGUGAUCUAUAUUCGAUGCGCGAGGACAUUGCUGACGACGAUUCAACAAACUCCCAUAUCAGCGAGUACCUGACCAUGGUAGAAUUCGCUGAUCACUGGGAUGCAGCACACACAAAAAUAUACGCUACAGCCGCAUACGUAGCUUUGAGGCACGAAUCAAUUCCGGUGGAGAGUUUCCACACGGAUGACUUGGACAGAGUCCUUGGAGUUUGUGAUUUUGUGCAGGUCGCCUCUGUCCUGGUUGGCGGUGUACCCACUGGCACCUCUGACAGCGAUGUAGUCAAUGAAGGCGAGUCGAAACUGCAAGAGCUGAUCUUUACAAUUUUGGGUGAAGUAGGGGGUUAUCAAGGCGGUGACUACACACUGUUUUACUACAAGAGAGGUGGUGAAGAAGUUUUGAAGCUCGACGAGCAAGAAACAGAGUCCUUGAGCACCUUUGAUGAGUUGGAUGCAAUGGGCAAUGUUGAGCUGGAAGAAGAGGACCCCGACAACGAUCGUCUCACCAGAUCGAUUGAUGACAAUUCAGCAACCGUUGACUUUGCAUCACGGUCAGACGAUGGCUAUGAACGUCAACCUGGAACUGGAGAAGACCAUGCCCGAGGGCAUGAUACAAACGCACCAUCAGAUAUCAAGGAACUACUCGCCCCGCCCGUUUUUGUACGCUUCACUUUGGAUGGCAAGGCUGCAACUCUCAACGAUCUCUCGUUGAUUACGAAAAGUUCAAAUCUUGAGGCGCAUCUCUCCAUCUUUCUGAAAGACGGGCAGAAAUCGUCCAAUAAAGUGGUUGAGCAACAAUCUCAGCUUCCCGCUUUCCACGGCAAAGUUGCCUUGGAGCUGGUGGCUCUCAUGAAUGCGUAUGUUGCAGAGCAGACGCUAGAGAGGCUGAGGCAUUUCGGGCAAGAGCUGAGAGAAGAUGACCUAAAGGUUGUGAAGAGUUGCCUCCUUGGGGCUCGUAACGUGAUCAGGUCCAGAAUCGAAGUAUUUUUCUACUCAACCAAGAUUGAUGCGAUGGUACCCGCACUAGCCCCCGCGGGACGCGAAGCAGCAAUAGAGGAAGGUUUCAAGCUAUUGAAAAAAGAACUCCUCAAGAAUGAUCUGAUAACUCUCAGAGCUUUUGCAGGGGACGUAUUUGUUGCUAUUGAUUCAAAGGGUGGAAACACGUUGGAUUUUUGGUGUUUCAUUUCUCUCAAGCGGACCCACAUCAGUGUGAAGGUUCAUCACUCUCAGGGAGCUGAGACAGCCUUUGAGGUCAUGUCGAAAGUGCAAGAAAUGAUCUCGCGUUGUUGCCACCGUGUCAACCAGUUACGUUUACUGAAUCAGCUACACCGGAGCAGAACUGCGAGCGAGCUGUUGAUCCCCAAAGAUACGAUGGUAAUCGAAGAACCAGAAGGUGACGCUGAGCAACUUUUUCGGUCUGGUGUCUUCAGGUGCCCUGUUGUGUUCCGCACGUCGUUUGAUCUUUUUCAUCGUUGUGCAACCAACCCAGCACAAGUUGCGCGAAAGCUGGAAAGCACAGUGCUUCAUAGCUUUGCUGUGUCAAACAGGAGAAAUGCUUUUGUAUACAAAGACGAAACAGGGGAUGUGUUUUACAUGAUGCUGGAGCCCCGUGGUGGCGGUGUCGAACCAGAUGGUCAAAUAGAUCUACUUGUGUAUGGAAUCCAAGAGCCUGGGCCGUCAAUUACUUCGCAACUUGCUCAGCUUCUGCAGCGGAGACUUUUGCUGAUAGCCGUGGAUAUGCUUAGCGCCGUGCUAACAAAGAACCCACAUUUCCAUUGGAAGAGGCAGGAUCUUGACUUCAUCCACUCAUUUGAGGAGGAUUGGAGAAGGUUAGACGAGACGCAUGAUAACAAACCAGAGGACCAAUGUGUCGAGUACAUCUUCCCUCGAUAUCCUACGGACCCAGGAAUGAUACUUCUCUACUUUCGUCAAAACCUUUGUGGGUCUACAUUUUUCCACCGCCUACACAAGUCAGUCGGCGAAGUUAAGUACGACAAGAACGAGUUCGAGAGUGAAGAAGUCCAGUUCAACGAAAACGACUUCACCUUUUAUUACAACAACAGCCCCAGCAAGCUUGAUCCUGGCUUUCAGCCGUGGAGCACACUCACCGAGAAAGGGGCAGGUUACAUGCGUCAGGCCGGCUCAGGCAUUGCCAUCAUCAAGGUUGCGCUGGUUGCCACGGGAAGUUUCCUGCCUGUCGAAGAAAAGAUCCGCUUUGGAGUUCCCCUUGCAGAGUUGGGUAAUAAUGCCCCCCUGGAGACUAUGAGAAUGAUAAGAGCAAAAGCAGGUGAUGAAGAUGAAACUCACUUUGAAGGCCAACCCGCAAUUCGCAUUCGAGUUGGAAUUGCAUCGACGGCACUGAAGCUAGCGGCACUGCAUAGCUGGGUGCUCCUGACGUUAGACCAAGUGUAUUCUGCUUGGUGUGUCGAGCGACACCUGGAACGGAUGCAGCGAAAUCUAAUACCACGCCCCUUGGUGCAACUGGUUUCGUCGGAUGCAGCAUCAAAGGAGACGGAUAUCGAGAGCAUUUACCCCGGACUGAGGGCUUUGAUGUCUUUCAUCGACUCAAACUUCGAUCUUCCUCACCCUGCCUUGGAGAAGACAGUUAGUGAAGGCAUGAUACGAGCAUCGUCGGUUGCUGCAGUGGCCAUGAAAUUCAUGGAGAGUUUUGUAUCUCUGGUAGAACAGGAGGUGGGUAAGAAUACUCCAGCCUCGCAAAAACCUGCCAUCUCGGACAUCUUUGUUAUUAGGCUAUCUCGAUCGGCGCAGCCUCAGGUGGUUCAACUGGACUACAAUGCCAGGAAAAAGGACGUCGUGGCUCGUGCUUUGCAAAGGGAUGGAAAAGGUGUUGCAUUCCGUGACAAGCCAAUUGAUUGCCCCGAGUACAUUUUGUUUUUCCUUGACCCAACAAAAUAUGCCGAAACAGGUAGAGCUCCAAUGAGUCUUCCUUUGAUGUUCAAAGAAGUGGUUGUAGACGACGGCAACAGCGACAAGAGUGCAUCCAUUUGUCACCUCGAAGCACUGAAAGGAUCCAGCCCAGAGACGUUCUACCGUAACUUUGCAUUCAUCGUUUCUGUGAAAAGAAACCGUAGGCUCUUCCUUUCUUACAAUUGGGCCCCGCAGGCGCUCAAAGCGAUUGCAUCCACCAUGCUUGAAAACGACCGUGCCCUACUGAAGAAAGCUUCGGUUUCAACGGAUUCACUUCAGCAACGUGCACUGAGGUCCCUUGCACCACCUUCCGAAGGAAUGGGAAAGAAGGUUUCGAAUGAAGCUGACAAUUACUCUGUUAAGUCAGAGCGCACGAGCACAACUUCUAGCUCUCACCCGAGUGAAAAUCAAAGUGGUGGCCCUUCCACUGGAAAUGGAUCCUACAAACCACGGAUUAGCCGUCCUACCUUCAUAAGACGUCCAAAGCUGAUUGGAAAAUCCGUUGAAGGGGCCGCAAUGCAAGCCGUUGCAGCCUCACGUGCCCGAGCCAGCAAUAAGCAACGAUUCCCCAGUCGGGGAGCAGCAGCCACAACUGCAUCUAGUCAGCCACAAAGGCCGCCCGACGGAAGGGCGUCGGUGCAGUCGGCUACUGCGACAAGCCAACGGAAAGCUCAAACAAACCAAGCUGCUCUAGUCAACAGAACUCAGGCUUCAGCACAGUCUGAUGAGUUUUUUGCGGCAGCAAGAAAACGGUUUGCUUUGCUCUUGGCUGGAUCUUCGGCAACAAUGCGAGUCUGGAGCUCCCAACAUUGGCAUUCCGUACAGAGAUUGACCAAGCUUUGGUGGCCCUCAAGAGCGAAUACGAUGAUUCCACGGUCGGUGGGUGAAUUCAUCCUCUCCCAAGUCCCCAGAACUUGGAGUGAUGCCCGAGAGGUUCCACACGUCCCAACUACAUUGUUGAAUUCCUUUGCAAUCUCCCUUGCUCAAACAAUACGAAUGUGGAACCCGGGGGUACUUCUUGUACCGGUUCCCUCACAGGAUAUGGGCAAAUUGAAUUCUGUGCUCCUAAUGGGGGAAAUGAAAGCAGUUAGCAGCUGUCGAUGCCUGGUGAUCUUUAAGUUCAGUGUGUCAAAAUUUGGGGGGAAGGGACGCCAGAGGAAUGUCCUACGUGGGCAAGGCUGGACAGUAACUCUGCCACGGCACCUGAAAGAGUCGCGAAACAAUCGACUUCUUGUCAACGCUGCCAUGGCGGAAAAGGACGGAGCCGGGAUAGAUCGGCAAAGUGUGGAGUUGCACUCUUCACUUGACCUGGAUUGCUUGAUUCUGGACUUCUUGGGGUUUAGCAUUGAACGAGCAAUGAGAUCAUUGGAUAAUCGCUUGUCAACUGGUGACAUUAUCCCAUUGAUCAAAACACUGAUCAAUCGGUAUCCCUUGUCUAGGCAAAAAGAGAUGCGAAGAUUGAAUUACAGAGUGUUUGAAGCCGACAUAGUGUUGGCGUCCUACGAAAAUCGCUUGAUCAAUUUCUACGAUUCCUAUGUGCAUUACGAGUGGCUUCGUGCCCAUGCGGCUGAUCGAAGUCUUGUUCUUUGCGGGUCUGACGGACUAUGCUUCAAGAAAGAAGUGAUUUUGGCAAAUGGAGUGCAUUCUAUUUGCUUUCUAACUUGCGACAAGACCGAGCCCGAGAAGAUGCACCUGCUGAUUGUGGCUCGGACUGAAGGAAAGGAUCUCCACGAAUACAUCUUCGUUAGUGGCCCUCACUAUGAUUAUGGGAUGACGAUGAGGGAUACAAUUGCUGGUGAAGCUGCAGGGAUAGUGUAUGCUGAAUUGAGAGCAGCUGCUUGGGACCUUCGCAGCAACGAACUUUGGAAAAAGGUUGCAACACGAACAGGAGGAGAAGCGGUCUCUGAAGAAGAUGUAGAUGAGCUACUAGUCCUCGUCCCACCAAUCCCCUUGCUCGAAAACCUAAGCCAGGUCGACCAAGAGCGAAUUGCCAUGGUGAUGGGAAGUGGUCUCGAUUUGUUGAAUUGCUGCGCUGCCAUGCAAAGUGAGCCUGCUUUCUCCCCGUCUCACUCUUUCACCUCGUCGGAUUCAAGAUCCAGGCUUUUCCUGUUUCACCUAAAAGGAGAGGAUCUCUUCUUGAUCUUCCGGCUGAGUCUACAAGGUGAGCUGAUCGAGUUGUCAUUGGCUUCAAGGGAGGACAACUUGGUGAAGAAGGGGCAACGCAUCUUGGUGGCCCAGAAGGUGACAAACUAUCUUUUGAACUUCCUCUGGUUGACCAUCUAGAGCAAUUCAUAGGCUGCGGGCUGUCUGUCGAGGAGAGAAAUAGGUCAGAUAUCUAAAAACAUGUUUAUUUUUAGUUUGGGCUGAAAAGCUUUUGUGGUGAACAUACAGGGGAUGAGGUACCUUUCUGAUAUCUAGCUGAAGCGUCUUUCGUUUGGGUUUUGACUGUCCAGUGUCCGUCUAUGAUAGUAGCUCGUAGUUUGAUGAGGUUUUGAAAUAGUUCACCUGACGUUCCAUAUUGUGGUUGUAGAAACAUGAAAGCAUAGUGUCUUCAUCUUUCAUCACUUGUUUGGGUGGACCAAAACAUCAGAGGGAAAAGUACCUUGCAUUCAACAGCCUAUAGAAUCUGAUCACCCAAAUGGUCUUCCAUUGCUGUGACGAUUGCCUCAAAUUACCACCAGCACCGACAAUGGAGGCUCUGUUGUGCAUAGAGCGAGACACGCCGGAAAAAGCAAGACAUGCCUGUUUUUGUAUGUCACAAUUGAUCGAUGGCGCCAAAUGGCCGAACAAUGCUUGCAACAUCCCGACACUUCCAAUGGACCCUGCUUUGAUUAUGGACUCGGCUCAACUCCACUCCACUCAUAGGAAACAAAAGGAAAGUGUCAAGGGCCACGCAAGCAUAGGAUUGUACCAGGGCUCGGCUGAUGUGCACAUUUAUGUGGGAAUGCGUUCAAUUCUCAUGGAAUUUGGCACUGCAGGCAGGACCCAAAAUCUCUGACCAGAACAAACACCAUGGGACCCAAACCUGUCAGAGAGACACGGUGUGGACACAGACAGCACAAACAGUCCAUUGGGUUGCAAGCGACGCGACAGAGAAACAAGUUCUGCAAUCAUGUAACGGCUUGGCUCGACUCUCCUCGCAAUGUCCUUUCUGUCCGUAGCUCCUCCACCCAGCCACAGUACAUACAUGUUCUCCAGGCCACAACCAUACAGCGAGCAGCCACCACCCUCGUCGUCCUGCCAUUCAAGCAGCCAGCUCUCGUCGCCCCUUGCAGCGUCGAUCGAGAUGACAACAUCGCAUGAGUUUCCUCCGACUUUUUUCCCGCAGGGUCACUUUUGUGGCGCCUGAGGACACUUUGCGGCUGCUUGAAGCUAGUCCCGUAGCGAGGGUGCGAGAGAUUUAACGAAGCAAAUCUGACGUCAUGAAACAAAACCAGCUGAGUCGGAACAGUGGAAUAGCAUGGGACAGUAUUUCUUGAACCCAGGGCUGUCAUGAAGCAGUUUACAAAGCAGUCAUCCGAAAUGGCUCUCCCAGAGGACAAAAUAUCUUGUUUCCAGGGCUAGAAUGCUAGGCCGUACAAAGUCCUUACAGCUCAUAAAAACGUUCCGACAGCGUCCGCGGAAACAGAAAUUGUACAUAACUCUGCCCCUAACUGCACAGGGCGACCCCG
Messenger RNA from Seminavis robusta, 10105 nucleotides. Lineage: Eukaryota; Bacillariophyta; Bacillariophyceae; Naviculales; Naviculaceae. The record is from the annotation of a GenBank genome assembly.